Molecule: messenger RNA, 1210 nt
Organism: Tigriopus californicus
Lineage: Eukaryota; Metazoa; Arthropoda; Copepoda; Harpacticoida; Harpacticidae
Product: E3 ubiquitin-protein ligase RNF25-like
Biological process (GO): protein ubiquitination
Cellular component (GO): nucleus
Molecular function (GO): protein binding; ubiquitin protein ligase activity
Source: RefSeq, a predicted model, not a curated record
AUUCUUCGGCCAAGAGGCCUCUCUGAUUCCAAACUCAAUUCGCUUCAAGUUCAACUGCAAGAACGAAGCACCGAAAUGCUCGGUGAUCCGGUGGUGUACGAUCUCAUCGACUUCUGUUGCGAGUUCCUCUCCGAGAACAAUGUUCCUUCAUCCGUGUGUUCCAUUUGCCUCUACGAUAUCACCGACUUGGAUUCGUUCGUGAAGACGCACUGCUUCCAUUAUUUUCACUCGCUUUGCUUGGGCAAGUACACGAGCAACUGUAUUAAGGCCCAUGACGAGUUCCUACGAGAAAAUCCUCCCAUUCCUGGUAUGAAUCAAGAGGCCGAGCGCCAACUGAAACUAGUCUGUCCCGUUUGUCGUGAAGAGCUUCAAGAUGUCAAGCUCGAGCUUUGGUUGAAGUCACCUCCACCUCAUUUGGAGUGUGAAGAGGAUGAGAAAUUUGUCAGAACACCAGACAUACGGAAGUUGCAGGCAGAUAUGCAAAAGCUCUUCCUCAGACAAGUUGAGCAAGGCAGUAUUAUAAAUGCAAAUUCCAGUGAAAAAGACAUUUUUGUCCUUGGCAACGUAGCUCCAGCCACAAGUUUUAACGAAUCAGUCGAGUCUUUGGAUUCAGAGAGAAGAUUGGAAAAUGCCGUACAUCAAAGAGGUUCUUUGGCAGAUUCGACGUCGACGAAACCUUAUGGUAAUCAGGCCAACCGAGGGAAAGCUAAUUUGCCACGUCCUAGAGAGGAAAGAAAUUUGCAUUGGAAACCAAGAGCUCGAGGCCAACGCAAUCGAUUCCAAGGUGCAGGAUCCAGCAAAUCAAAAGAGUUGGAUAAUCCACCCAAAGAGCCAAACUUGGAAGGUGGCGAACCCGAGGUGGAAGAGUCAAAGGGCAGAAGAGGCCACCAUCGAGGCCAUCAUCGAGGUCGAGGCCGGGGGCGACGAGGUUAUCAGGGCAAGACCGUUUUGUGACAUGAGGCUUUAGCCUUGAACUGGUCAUACUUAAUGAAGCACGUAUCAUUUUGUAUCAAGUUUGGUUGUAGUAGGUGACCACGGAAUCGUCUCUUAUUGCUCGUUUUAUGGCCCUGGCUAAUAAUCAAAUUAUUCGCUGGCUCACGAUCAUCAUUGUUUCGGUAUGUUUCAAUACUAGGUCGAAUUUAUACAUUCAGUUCUGAUGUUUUAUUGAUGUCUAAUCGAUUAAUAAAGACUUCUACAGUUAUGCCCAGAA